Molecule: messenger RNA, 162 nt
Organism: Ichthyophthirius multifiliis
Lineage: Eukaryota; Ciliophora; Oligohymenophorea; Hymenostomatida
Exons: 1
Source: RefSeq, a predicted model, not a curated record
AUGUCUAAAAAUUGGUCCGGUAUGCUAAUUUAGAAUUUCAUUUCGGGAAAAGUCUCAUAUGAAAUAGUCGGUAAAUGGUAUGUGGGUUAAUCUUCAGUUGCUUAAUGUGAAAACAGAGAGAGAUACUUCGAUAAUAGAGCCACUGUAGCCUCAUAAGAUUGA